Messenger RNA from Danaus chrysippus (African queen), 906 nucleotides. Lineage: Eukaryota; Metazoa; Arthropoda; Insecta; Lepidoptera; Nymphalidae. The record is from the annotation of a GenBank genome assembly.
AUGCUUGACAUACUUCGCCGUAGCGCAUUUGAAAAGCUGACUGAUGUAGAUUUCGCUGGCACCGCUUACUAUACCGUUCGCAAUCUAUCGUUGUACGAAUGUCAGGGUUGGUGUAGAGAGGAGCCCGAUUGCCAAGCAGCCGCUUUCAGUUUCGUAUUAAAUCCGCUUACCCCGGUGCAGGAAACGCGUUGCUUGUUACAGAAUGAUACUCAAGCAAAUAAUCCCAUGGCAACUCCUCAGCGUUCUGUAAACACGUAUUAUAUGGUUAAAAUUCAAGUGAGGUCAGAGAAUGUGUGUAUGAGGCCCUGGGCGUUUGAACGUGUACCCGGCAAGGCUCUAAGAGGUCUCGACAAUAGUAUUAUCUACACCACCACCAAGGAGGCUUGUCUUGCUGCUUGCCUUAAUGAGAAAAAGUUUCCGUGCCGUUCAGCGGAGUACGAGUAUGGCAGUAUGAGAUGUUCUUUGAGUGAUUCAGAUCGUCGCACCGGACAGCAUUUUGUACAACUAGUAGACACACCCGGCACUGAUUACUUCGAGAAUCUAUGCCUGAAGGCGUCCCAAGCGUGCAAAGGAGCGAGGGUAUUCACGGCACCACGCGUGGGCGUUGCUGAAGACAAAGUGGCACAAUAUGCUGGCUUGCAUUAUUAUACUGAUAAGGAGCUACAGGUAACGUCGGAAUCAGGAUGUCGACGUGCUUGUGAGAUAGAAUCAGAGUUCCUGUGCCGCUCCUUUUUGUACCUUGGAGCGCCGCAUUCAUCCAUCUACAACUGUAGAUUGUACCAUCUUGACCAUCACACGUUACCUGACGGGCCCUCAGCUUACCUGAACGCUGAACGUCCACUAAUUGAUGACGGCGAACCGAUCGGCAAAUACUUCGAGAACUUCUGUGAAAGUGAGUACCUUUAA